Messenger RNA from Brienomyrus brachyistius, 5607 nucleotides. RefSeq names its product electrogenic sodium bicarbonate cotransporter 1-like. Gene Ontology annotation, biological process: transmembrane transport; monoatomic anion transport; regulation of intracellular pH. Gene Ontology annotation, molecular function: solute:inorganic anion antiporter activity; monoatomic anion transmembrane transporter activity; sodium:bicarbonate symporter activity. Bases 423 to 3653 code for a protein of 1076 amino acids. The transcript is spliced from 26 exons. The record is from RefSeq and is a predicted model, not a curated record. Gene Ontology annotation, cellular component: basolateral plasma membrane; plasma membrane. Lineage: Eukaryota; Metazoa; Chordata; Actinopteri; Osteoglossiformes; Mormyridae.
AGUGUGACGUUGGAAGAGGGAUGGCGCUUUAAAUAUGGAAAAAGACGCGUUUCAUUCUGAGAAGUAUUGUAGACUGCAUGUUGGUUCGGUUUAGGCAUUUAUUUCGAAGUAUCUUUGAUUUUUUUAAGUUUUCCCAAAUUGCAAGCUCUAUAUCGUUUUGACGGUGUUUGGAAUUUGUUUUAUAGUAGCGUUUUAGCGUUGUUUAAAUAUUCAGUCAUUCAUUUGCGAUCGCCGGUUCUUAACAUAACGUAGUCAUUGUGUAUUUAAUAUAUGUAAAGCGAAAUUACUGCAAGACAACGUAUUACUCCAACGUAGAAGUUACCCUCAGCCUAAAAGGGGACGGUACCAGGUCGAAAGCUUAGCGUACGGCGGCACAGAUAUUAGCGAGAUCAAGGGGGAAAUACAGAGCUUAGCAAGACAACAUGAGCGUCGACAAGAGCAAGGUGGAGGAUGAGGCAGUGGUAGACAGAGGAGCGGCAUUUCUUAAGCACGUCUGUGAUGAUGAGGAGGUGGAAGGUCAUCAUACAGUCUACAUCGGUGUGCACGUGCCGAAGAGCUACAGGAGGCGGAGACGACAUCGCCGGAGGACCACCCACAGGGAGAGGAAAGAGAGAGCCAUAGAAAACGUGAACGAUAAGUCUGAUUGCGAAACACCAGAUGACACCAACACCAGCAUCCUCAAACCACUCAUCUCACCUGCUGCCGAGCGGAUCCGCUUCAUGCUUGGUGAGGAGGAUGAUGGUCCUCCACCACCUCAGCUCUUUACGGAACUUGAUGAACUCCUGGCCGGGGAGGGUCAAGAGAUGGAGUGGACAGAGACGGCGAGAUGGAUCAAGUUUGAAGAGAAGGUGGAGAAGGGAGGAGAACGGUGGAGUAAGCCUCAUGUUGCCACACUGUCCUUGCACAGCCUGUUUGAGCUGAAAACCUGCAUUGAGAAAGGCACCAUUAUAUUGGAUUUGGAAGCAUCCACACUUCCACAGGUUGUGGAGAUGAUUACCGAAAACCAAAUAGCAAGUGGUCUCUUAAAGGCCGAACUCAAGGACCAGGUGAUGUACACCUUGCUGCGCAGACAUCGCCACCAGACCAAGAAGUCCAACUUGCGAUCCCUGGCUGACAUUGGAAAGACAGUCUCCAGUGCAAGUAGACUGUUUACCAACCCGGACAAUGGUAGCCCAAUGACUUCACAUCGAAACUUGACAUCCAACAGCCUGAAUGACUUCUCUGACAAACCUGAAAAAGAUCAGCUGAAGAACAAAUUCAUGAAGAAGUUGCCUCGUGAUGCAGAGGCCUCCAAUGUCCUGGUGGGGGAAGUUGAUUUCUUGGACAGCCCUUUUGUUGCUUUUGUUCGCCUGCAAAAUGCUGUUAUGUUGGGAGCUCUGACUGAAGUUCCAGUACCAACGAGGUUCCUCUUUAUCCUGCUGGGACCCAAAGGCAAAGCCAAGUCCUACCAUGAAAUAGGAAGAGCGAUAGCCACACUUAUGUCUGAUGAAAUCUUCCAUGAUAUUGCGUACAAGGCCAAGGAUAGACAGGACCUCCUGGCUGGCAUUGAAGAGUUUCUGGAUGAGGUCAUUGUUCUGCCUCCUGGUGAAUGGGACCCUGAAAUCCGAAUAGAGCCACCAAAGUCUCUUCCAUCUUCAGACAAACGGAAGAACAUGUACGCAGGUGGCGAUAACUUGCAGAUGAAUGGUGACACUCCCCAUGAUGGGGGGCAUGGAGGCAGUGGGGGCCACCACGAAUGUGACGAGCUUAAGUUUACAGGAAGGUUUUGUGGUGGCCUUAUACUUGACAUCAAGAGGAAAGUGCCCUUCUUCGCCAGUGACUUUUACGAUGCGUUGCACAUCCAGUCUCUGUCUGCAAUUCUCUUCAUUUACUUGGGAACGGUGACCAAUGCCAUCACCUUCGGGGGACUGCUAGGGGAUGCCACAGAGAACAUGCAGGGAGUGCUGGAGAGCUUUCUGGGCACAGCGCUUAGUGGGGCGAUCUUCUGUCUGCUGGCUGGCCAGCCCCUCACCAUUCUAAGCAGCACUGGUCCUGUACUGGUGUUUGAGAGACUCCUUUUCAAUUUUAGCAAGGACAACGAUUUUGAUUAUUUAGAGUUCAGGCUAUGGAUCGGCCUGUGGUCAGCAUUCUUCUGCUUGAUUCUGGUAGCAACGGAUGCCAGCUUCCUGGUGCAGUACUUCACUCGAUUCACAGAAGAGGGAUUUUCCUCGCUCAUCAGCUUCAUCUUUAUCUACGAUGCCUUUAAGAAGAUGAUUAAACUGGCUGAUCACAACCCCAUUAACAAAGAUUUUAAGAUGGACUAUGUGACUCAGUAUGACUGCCACUGUAUACCUCCCAGUCGGGGGAAUGACUCGAGUACCUCCGAAAAUGUUUUGGACUAUAUCAACAGCACAAAUCUGAUUCCAAAUGCUACGUGGGCAUCUCUGAGCAGGGAUGAGUGCCUGAAGUACGGUGGCAAGCUGGUGGGUCUGAGUUGUGAGUUUGUCCCUGACAUCACUCUGAUGUCUUUCAUCCUGUUCCUUGGCACCUACUCCUUCACUAUGUGUCUGAAGAAGUUCAAGACCAGUCCGUUCUUCCCCACAACUGUUAGGAAACUAAUCAGCGACUUUGCAACAGUCUUGGCCAUUUUGACUUUCUGUGGUGUAGAUGCUGUGGUUGGUGUGAAUACACCUAAACUGCUUGUGCCGAGUGAAUUUAAGCCAACAAGCCCAUACAGAAGUUGGUUUGUACCCCCAUUUGGAGGCAACCCCUGGUGGGUGUACCUAGCAUCAGCUCUCCCUGCCCUCCUGGUCACGAUCCUGAUCUUCAUGGACCAGCAGGUCACAGCGGUCAUCGUCAACAGGAAGGAGCACAAGCUCAAGAAAGGUGCUGGUUACCACCUGGAUCUCUUCUGGGUGGCAGUUAUAAUGAUCAUCUGCUCCUUCAUGGGCCUCCCGUGGUAUGUGGCUGCCACUGUCAUCUCCAUCGCGCACAUUGACAGCCUGAAGAUGGAGACGGAGACGUCGGCACCCGGUGAGCAGCCCAAGUUCCUGGGUGUCAGGGAGCAAAGGGUGACUGGUAUCCUUGUCUUUAUUCUGACUGGCCUCUCUGUACUCAUGGCUCCAAUACUUAAGUACAUUCCCAUGCCAGUACUGUACGGAAUAUUCCUCUACAUGGGUGUGGCAUCGCUCAGUGGUGUGCAGUUUAUGGAUCGCCUCAAACUGCUGUUCAUGCCUGCCAAACAUCAGCCAGACUUGAUCUACCUUCGACAUGUACCUCUUCGCAGGAUCCAUCUUUUCACCUUCAUCCAAGUACUCUGUUUGGCACUCCUGUGGAUCCUUAAGUCUACGGUGGCUGCAAUAGUCUUCCCAGUCAUGAUCCUGGCACUGGUGGCAGUGAGGAAGGCCAUGGACUACAUCUUCUCUCAGCAUGACCUCAGCUACUUGGAUGAUGUCAUUCCCGAGAAAGACAAGAAAAAGAAGGAAGAUGAGAAGAAGAAGAAGAAGAAAGAUAGUAUAGACAGUGAUGCUGAGGAUUCUGACUUCCCCUAUCGAGAAACACUGCCCGGAAUUAAAAUACCCAUGGAUAUUCUGGAGCAGGAGCCCUUUUUGAGUGACAAAAGUCCUGUCAGAGAGAAGUCCUCCUCUUUCCUUGACCCACACUCCGCAUGCUGAGUGGCUGAACUAUAUCCGGGCCAGUUUGGUGGUGAGGGGGGGAGGGGAAACGGUGCCUCAGAGGAGAACCUUGAAGACUAAGGCAAGGGGUCCUUUUUGGAGAACCAUGCCCAAGGUCUUUCUAGUUAAUUUUGUGAAUUCCUUUUAAUGACACAUUUCCAUAGUGGGAAAAAAAGAAAAUAAAUUCCUUAAUUAGGGUAAGAGGUGAGGAAGGGUUGUUUAAAAAUUGUUUUGGUCAAACUUGAAGGAUCCUUUCUACUCCUCUUUUCCUUGAAAAGAAUGAAUGUAUCGUCAACUAAACGAAAACAUUAAGAUAUGCCUAGUUUAUAUUUAACAGCAGAUGCCAUAGUUGACGUACAAAGAAACCUUUUAAAUGUGAAAAAAAACUUUGUCCCCUCUGCCGAACGUUUCGAAAACUGCUGUUCAGUACACAUAUCAUCCUUACUAUGCAAAACCUCCCUGUGUCUUCUGAUGAACAUAUAAAAACAAUAGAAUUAUGGGAUAUCCUUUUUUGUGGGCCUUAUCUGAACUUCUUAAUUUUCUUAAAGAACUAAUCAACUUUUCCAGUAGUAGGAGAAAAUAUUUUUUAUAGUUCUACCUCUGUCAUUCUAUUAAAUUGUUUUGCUUUGUAAUGACUACAUCAUGAUUUUAAUAUUUCAGACUUUCACCUUCAGUGAUGUCCUAUAACUUUUGUAUGAAUCUAAGAAAAGAAUUGUUAUGGAGAUGCACAUAAGUAACAGAGAAUGUGAUAAUGUUAAAUGUGUUCACACAAGAUUAUGAUUUUACAGUUUGUGUAGGUACGUUAAGUUUUUGAAUGGUAAUUAAGUUAAUAUAAUGUAAUUUUAAAUGGACUGGCAUGAUCUGUAUACAGUACUUUUGUUUCUCAUGAAUUUAUCACUGCAUUUUGGAUUAAUGACACCAGCAGUUAUACAACUGUUAUUGCUGCCCUAAACUGUCUAACUCACUGAAAGAAUGAAUGCUUGGUCUUUUCUAUACCAAGAAAUACAAUGGUCUGUAUGUGUUUGGUAUGUUUAACAAAGAACAAUAUUAAUAUAUUAACACGUUAUUAUGAAAUGUGGUAUUCUAAAAGGUUGGUGUUUUCCAAACCCAGAAAUUCAAUGGUCUGUAUAUGUUUGGUAUCUGUAACAAAAAAUAAUAUAAUACAGACACUCCUCUACUUACGAACUUUCAACGUAGGAACUUUCAGACAUACGAACAAAGAGGACUGAAAGUCAAAAUUGUGUUCAUCGUGGUCCCGUUUCCUGUCCCCAACAAUUUUUUUUUGUGCGCGCCAAUUCCGCCUAGCAUGACUUCUGCCCAUUACUCUCGGCUCACAGCAGCGUAGCGUGCGUACUCCCAGCAUCCUAAUUCUUUUCAGGUUACGAACAUUUCAGGUUAUGAACAGUCGUUCGGAAUGUAUCUCAUUCAUAAGUAGAGGAGCAUCUGUACAUUAUUAUAAAAUGUUGCAUUCUAAAAGGUUUUAGAACGCAGGAUAGCAUGCUAUGCAGAAUAUUUUCUUUAAAAAUCUAAUGGACGCAUUAUACUGUAGAUAUCACUGGCAAGAGUUUACUUGAUGUACCAUUUUGGUAAGAGUUUGAAUUUUGAUUAAUAAUUCCAAGGAUUUAUUAAGUCUUCCACUACUGAAUUUGUUCAUCUCUGAACAAAAUCAAUCGUUUGUUUGUCUUAAUAUACAAUGCUUGAGUUAUGGGGUUUUUGUUCAUGUUUUGUUUUUAUUUUUUAUUUUUCCAAACCAAUGUAGGUUUUCACCAGUAUGCACACUAUAUUAGUAAAGUAAAUGCAAUAAUGGUUAAAGACCUUAUGCCAUUUAAGUCAUUUGUUGCUGUUUUGAAUAAAAGAUUAAAGUGAUUUUUUUAAAGAAAAAUUUAUAUCAUAUGGAUAGAAUUUGUAUUUUUCAGAAAAUGUAUAUUAAAUAAACUCGUAAAGCUUCCCUUUA